GAGAAACCUGACAAGCCAGAGAAACCAGAGAAACCUGACGAGCCAGAGAAACCAGAGAAACCUGACAAGCCAGAGAAACCCGACAAGCCAGAGAAACCAGACAAACCUGACAAGCCAGAGAAACCUGAAAAGCCAGAGAAACCAGAUAAACCUGAAAAGCCAGACAAACCUGAAAAGCCAGAGAAACCUGACAAGCCAGAGAAACCAGAGAAACCUGACGAGCCAGAGAAACCAGACAAACCUGACAAGCCAGACAAACCUGACAAGCCAGAGAAACCAAACAAACCUGACAAGCCAGAGAAACCUGACAAGCCGGAGAAACCAGAGAAACCUGACAAGCCAGAGAAACCUGACAAGCCGGAGAAACCAGACAAACCUGACAAACCAGACAAGCCAGAGAAACCCGACAAACCUGACAAGCCAGAGAAACCCGACAAACCUGACAAGCCAGAGAAACCAGAGAAACCUGAGAAGCCAGAUAAACCAGAGAAUCCAGACAAACCUGACAAGCCAGAGAAACCUGACAAGCCGGACAAACCAGACAAACCCGACAAGCCAGAGAAACCAGAGAAACCUGACAAGCCAGAGAAACCCGACAAGCCAGAGAAACCAGAGAAACCCGACAAGCCAGAGAAACCAGAGAAACCUGACAAGCCAGAGAAACCGGACAAGCCAGAGAAACCAGACAAACCAGAGAAACCCGACAAGCCAGAUAAACCAGAGAAACCUGACGAGCCAGAGAAACCAGACAAACCUGACAAGCCAGAGAAACCCGACAAGCCAGAGAAACCAGAGAAACCCGACAAGCCAGAGAAACCAGAGAAACCUGACAAGCCAGAGAAACCCGACAAGCCAGAGAAACCAGACAAACCAGAGAAACCAGAUAAACCUGAAAAGCCAGAGAAACCUGAAAAGCCAGACAAACCUGACAAGCCAGAGAAACCAGAGAAACCUGACGAGCCAGAGAAACCAGACAAACCUGACAAGCCAGAGAAACCAGAGAAACCUGACAAGCCAGAGAAACCCGACAAGCCAGAGAAACCAGACAAACCUGACAAGCCAGAGAAACCUGACAAGCCAGAGAAACCCGACAAACCUGAGAAACCCGACAAGCCAGAGAAACCAGAGAGACCUGACGAGCCAGAGAAACCAGACAAACCUGACAAGCCAGAGAAACCAGAGAAACCUGACAAGCCAGAGAAACCCGACAAGCCAGAGAAACCAGACAAACCUGACAAGCCAGAGAAACCUGAAAAGCCAGAGAAACCAGAGAAACCUGAAAAGCCAGAGAAACCAGAUAAACCUGAAAAGCCAGACAAACCUGAAAAGCCAGAGAAACCUGACAAGCCAGAGAAACCAGAGAAACCUGACGAGCCAGAGAAACCAGACAAACCUGACAAGCCAGACAAACCUGACAAGCCAGAGAAACCAGACAAACCUGACAAGCCAGAGAAACCUGACAAGCCGGAGAAACCAGAGAAACCUGACAAGCCAGAGAAACCCGACAAACCUGACAAGCCAGAGAAACCCGACAAACCUGACAAGCCAGAGAAACCAGAGAAACCUGAGAAGCCAGAUAAACCAGAGAAUCCAGACAAACCUGACAAGCCAGAGAAACCUGACAAGCCGGACAAACCAGACAAACCCGACAAGCCAGAGAAACCAGAGAAACCUGACAAGCCAGAGAAACCCGACAAGCCAGAGAAACCAGAGAAACCCGACAAGCCAGAGAAACCAGAGAAACCUGACAAGCCAGAGAAACCGGACAAGCCAGAGAAACCAGACAAACCAGAGAAACCCGACAAGCCAGAUAAACCAGAGAAACCUGACGAGCCAGAGAAACCAGACAAACCUGACAAGCCAGAGAAACCCGACAAGCCAGAGAAACCAGAGAAACCCGACAAGCCAGAGAAACCAGAGAAACCUGACAAGCCAGAGAAACCCGACAAGCCAGAGAAACCAGACAAACCAGAGAAACCAGAUAAACCUGAAAAGCCAGACAAACCUGAAAAGCCAGACAAACCUGACAAGCCAGAGAAACCAGAGAAACCUGACGAGCCAGAGAAACCAGACAAACCUGACAAGCCAGAGAAACCUGAAAAGCCAGAGAAACCAGAGAAACCUGACAAGCCAGAGAAACCCGACAAGCCAGAGAAACCAGACAAACCUGACAAGCCAGAGAAACCUGAAAAGCCAGAGAAACCAGAUAAACCUGAGAAGCCAGAUAAACCAGAGAAUCCAGACAAACCUGACAAGCCAGAGAAACCUGACAAGCCGGACAAACCAGACAAACCCGACAAGCCAGAGAAACCAGAGAAACCUGACAAGCCAGAGAAACCCGACAAGCCAGAGAAACCAGAGAAACCCGACAAGCCAGAGAAACCAGAGAAACCUGACAAGCCAGAGAAACCGGACAAGCCAGAGAAACCAGACAAACCAGAGAAACCCGACAAGCCAGAUAAACCAGAGAAACCUGACGAGCCAGAGAAACCAGACAAACCUGACAAGCCAGAGAAACCCGACAAGCCAGAGAAACCAGAGAAACCUGACAAGCCAGAGAAACCCGACAAGCCAGAGAAACCAGACAAACCAGAGAAACCAGAUAAACCUGAAAAGCCAGACAAACCUGAAAAGCCAGACAAACCUGACAAGCCAGAGAAACCAGAGAAACCUGACGAGCCAGAGAAACCAGACAAACCUGACAAGCCAGAGAAACCUGAAAAGCCAGAGAAACCAGAGAAACCUGACAAGCCAGAGAAACCCGACAAGCCAGAGAAACCAGACAAACCUGACAAGCCAGAGAAACCUGAAAAGCCAGAGAAACCAGAUAAACCUGAGAAGCCAGAUAAACCAGAGAAUCCAGACAAACCUGACAAGCCAGAGAAACCUGACAAGCCGGACAAACCAGACAAACCCGACAAGCCAGAGAAACCAGAGAAACCUGACAAGCCAGAGAAACCCGACAAGCCAGAGAAACCAGAGAAACCCGACAAGCCAGAGAAACCAGAGAAACCUGACAAGCCAGAGAAACCCGACAAGCCAGAGAAACCAGAGAAACCAGAGAAACCUGACGAGCCAGAGAAACCAGACAAACCUGACAAGCCAGAGAAACCCGACAAGCCAGAGAAACCAGAGAAACCCGACAAGCCAGAGAAACCAGAGAAACCUGACAAGCCAGAGAAACCCGACAAGCCAGAGAAACCAGACAAACCAGAGAAACCAGAUAAACCUGAAAAGCCAGACAAACCUGAAAAGCCAGACAAACCUGACAAUCCAGAGAAACCAGAGAAACCUGACGAGCCAGAGAAACCAGACAAACCUGACAAGCCAGAGAAACCUGAAAAGCCAGAGAAACCAGAGAAACCUGACAAGCCAGAGAAACCCGACAAGCCAGAGAAACCAGACAAACCUGACAAGCCAGAGAAACCUGAAAAGCCAGAGAAACCAGAUAAACCUGAAAAGCCAGACAAACCUGAAAAGCCAGAGAAACCUGACAAGCCAGAGAAACCAGAGAAACCUGACAAGCCUGAGAAACCAGAGAAACCUGACAAGCCAGAGAAACCUGACAAACCUGACAAGCCAGAGAAACCAGAGAAACCUGACAAGCCUGAGAAACCAGAUAAACCUGGCAAACCAGAUAAACCUGAGGAGCCAGAAGAACCAAAAGAACCAGAGGAGCCAGAAGUACCAGAGCAUCCUCAGGAGCCAGAAGAACAAGAGGAGCCAGAAGAACCGAAAAAACCAGAGAAUCCUGAGGAGCCUGAACAACCGAAAGAACCAGAGAAUCCUGAGGAGCCAAAAGAACCAGAGGAUCCCGAAGAACCAGAGAAUCCUGAGGAACCAAAAGAACCAGAGCAGCCAGAAGAACCAGAGAAUCCUGAGGUUCCAGAAGAACCAAAAGAACCAGAGAAUCCUGAGGAACCAAAAGAACCAGAGCAGCCAGAAGAACCAGAGAAUCCUGAGGUUCCAGAAGAACCAAAAGAACCAGAGAAUCCUGAGGAGCCAAAAGAUCCAGAGAAUCCUGAGGAGCCUGAAGAACCGAAAGAACCAGAGAAUCCUGAGGAGCCAAAAGAACCAGAGGUUCCAGAAGAACCAGAGAAUCCAGAAGAACCAGAGAAUCCAGAGGAGCCAGAAGAACCAAAAGAACCAGAGAAUCCUGAGGAGCCAAAAGAUCCAGAGAAUCCUGAGGAGCCUGAAGAACCGAAAGAACCAGAGAAUCCUGAGGAGCCAAAAGAACCAGAGGUUCCAGAAGAACCAGAGAAUCCUGAGGAGCCAAAAGAUCCAGAGAAUCCUGAGGAGCCUGAAGAACCGAAAGAACCAGAGAAUCCUGAGGAGCCAAAAGAACCAGAGGAUCCAGAACAACCAGAGAAUCCUGAGGAGCCAAAAGAACCAGAGGAUCCAGAAGAACCAGAGAAUCCUGAGGAGCCAAAAGAACCAGAGGAUCCAGAAGAACCAGAGAAUCCUGAGGUUCCAGAAGAACCAGAGAAUCCUGAAGAACCAGAGAAUCCUGAGGAGCCAGAGAAACCUGACAAGCCAGAGAAACCUGAAAAGCCAGAGAAACCAGAGAAACCUGACAAGCCAGAGAAGCCAGAGAAACCUGACAAGCCAGACAAACCAGACAAGCCAGAGAAACCUGAGAAGCCAGACAAACCAGACAAGCCAGACAAGCCAGAGAAACCUGACAAACCUGACAAACCUGACAAGCCAGAAAAACCUAAGAAGCCAGAGAAACCCGAAAAAUGCAAACACAAGGGUGGCAGACCAGAAUGCAAGGGAUAUGGUUGCACUCAAAAACCAGAAUGUUGGACAGAAUGGUUUGACAGUGAUGACCCAACUGGAACAGGAGAUUUCGAGUUACUUGACAGUCUCUACAAAGAAAACAUUGGAAAGAUCUGCAAUAGUCCACUUGAUAUUGAGGUCCAAACUACAUCCGGACUAAGUGUAGCUGAAACAGGGGAUGUCAUUAGUGUUUCUGAACCAACUGUCGGAUUCAUCUGUAAAAACUCUGACCAGAAGGACUGCGAUUGUCAUGAUUAUCGUGUUCGUUUCUUGUGUCCCGCUGACUUCUGUAGCCAAAAAGUGUGCUGGACCAAAUGGUAUAACGGAGAUAGUCCCAAUGGAAUUGGGGACUGGGAGCUCCUGUGUAACCUGAGGAAGGCGAAUCCAGGAGAAAUCUGUAAAAGCCCUCUCUACAUAGAUGUUGUUACCAGUGACACGAAAACUCCAGCCACCUCCACUGGACAGACAGCCCUUAUCUUCAGCCCAACUACAGGGUUCGUCUGUCGCAACAGGGACCAGAAGGGUGCCAGGUGCCGUGACUAUGAAGUACGCUUCGGGUGCGCAUGCUAGUCUGACAACCGACUCCGUAAACACUGAAAAGGAAACAUUUUUAAUUAACUUAUUUUCUUCUUGCACUUUUUAAAUGUAUUUAUGAACUUCUGCUAAAUUAUAUUUAAAACGAAAUUGUAUUUCAAUUAUCAGGGUGUUUUGCAUUGUUUGCACAGGUGCACUAAAAUUUUUCAAUGCACCGCCGACUGUCAGUCACCCUAUGCGCCACACUCUAAAGCCUGAGUAUAUGCAUAUUGAAGAUAUUUAACGUGUGUGUGUGUGUGUGUGUGUGUGUAUGUAUGUAUGGCACUAAAUUGUUUCAGUCUGAACCAAAGUGGUGAACUGAUUAAGAUCAUCUUUUUAGCUCUAAACCGAGAAUUUCAGGUUGGGAAACACUUCAUUUAAAGAAGAUAACUCUAUCAUGUUUUUAAAUCCAAAUAUGCUUUGCUUUCCUGUUUGUGUAUAUGUCACUUUGAUCAUGUUCACACUAUAGACAGGUAUUCUGCUCUUAUCACUAUUAUGCAUUAUAAAAAUAAAA
This is a messenger RNA of Solea solea (common sole), 5866 nucleotides long. RefSeq names its product titin-like. The transcript has 4 exons. Lineage: Eukaryota; Metazoa; Chordata; Actinopteri; Pleuronectiformes; Soleidae. The annotation marks the transcript as partial. The record is from RefSeq and is a predicted model, not a curated record.